UUGCACAAUUCUCACAUCAUCACAACUCUAUCUUUUUUGAGGAGCUUUUUAUUUUAUUUUCUCUUUUUUUGGAGCAUCAUCACAACUCCAUCUUAUUUUUGCUCUUUUAUUCACAUAUACUUACUUAUAUGUAAAUAUGUUUUGGAACGUGCAUAGAUUGAUCAUGCAUGUAAUUUGCAUUUAUAUCAUGAUAUUUAUUUUGGCAUUAUGUUUUCUUUAGUUUUGUGAUAUAUAUUCUCUUGAGAUUUAGUUAUGGAGAAGAAGGUUAUCACCAAAUUCUACCAUGAGCAUCCUUUGAUUUUCACAGAUAAUGUGAGUGUUAAGGAUACUCCAAAUUGUUAUGGGUGUGGUGAUCCCGUGACUAAUUUAGAGUCGGCAUAUAUUUGCAUGCAUCAACAAAAUUGUAGCAAUAGGAUUAUUCUCCACACUAAAUGUGGAGAAUUACCAAAUCAAAUUUCACACCAUAAACACCCUCAUCAUUCUCUUGACCUAUUUGAUUACCAUAAUUUCGGUAAAGGGUAUUAUAAUUGUGAUAUUUGUCGUCGUGAUUUUGGUAUGGUUCUUGGAUACCAUUGUUCAAUUUGUGGGUUUGACAUCGACUUAAUGUGUGAAAAACUGGGCAUUGAUGCAUUGAUAGAGGAAAAAAAAGAGCUAAAACACCCAAGUCACCCUCAUCACCCUUUGACACUGAUGAGGAAGCCUGCAUUUACAUUUUAUUGCGAUGGUUGUGGCGCUCAAGAUGUGGAUAUGGCCUACAUUUGCAGCACUUGUGAGUUUUGGGUUCACAAGAGUUGCGCGUCGUUGCCCCUCACUCUCCCCGUAGAUCGCCACCACCGCCAUCACCACCAGCUUGCCUUGGCAUUCUCUUUUCCGGCGGAGCAUCGAUAUAAUGAAUUUCGAUACAAGUGUGAUGUCUGUGAUAAGGAUUUUGAUAUGACAUGUUGGUUGUAUUUCUGUGGUGAUUGUAGAUUCUUUGCCCAUCUCAAGUGUGCUACCACAAAACUAGACUCAGACUUAGACGAAGAAAAUAAAAGUGAUGGUUCCGAUGUGAUUGAGUUCCCUGUAUAUGCGCAUGACAUAUCCAAAGAGUUAAUCACACCUUUUGUGAUGAGAGAAAAAGGUGUUAGCAUGAUCCUAGACGUAAAAGACAUGCCGACAGUUGUGAAUAUGGCGGAGACCACUGCAAAGUUUUCAUUUUUGUUCAAUUAUCACAAGCAUCCUUUGAGUUUGGUUGCAGAAGAAGAGGAAGAUGAAGAUGAAGCAGAAAAUGAUGGUGAAGUGAAGAUAUGCGACGUGUGCGUAACACCCAUAACUUCUCCUCCAUAUUAUGAGUGCUCUGUUGCUGCUGCUUGCAAAUACUUUGUCCACUCCAUUUGCUACUUCUUACCCAACACUUUAUCAUCAUCAUCUUCUUCUUCUUCUUCUCUUGACUUAUAUGGUGACUGCCCAAAAACACAUGAUAAAAACCAUAGAUUCACUCUCUAUUCAAGCUCAGGAUUCACGGAUAUGGAUUCUAGUCUCUUCACGUGUGAGCUUUGUAACAUCCUCACAAAUGGACGGGUGUAUGAGUGUGAAGGGUGCAAGAUGAAGAUCGAUGUCAAGUGUGCGUCUCUACCGAAAACUAUCAGACAUGUAUCUCACCCUCAUCAUCACAAACCACUAAUCUUAACUAGAAUAUCAUCAGGUGGCAAAACCAAGAUCUGCGUCUGUGGAAGUAUACUUUCCAAUUGUACUGCCUAUUGCUGCAGCAGCAGCGAUGACUGUGAUUUUGCGCUGGAACUGAAAUGUGCUAUGCUGCCCAAGAGCAUAAGAAAGCAUGAGUGGGACACUACCCAUUCAUUGCGCCUCACAUUUGAUGCCUCUCUCGACCAUCCCUCCGAUUUCUUCUGUGAUUUUUGUGAAGAAGAAUUGCAUCCCAAGAAGUGGAUGUAUCACUGUCGCCAAUGCGAUCUUUCUUUCCACCUCUUUUGCCUCAAGACUACAUCAGCUGGUUGGUAUAGAAACAUCAAAUUUGGGCGCCGAUUUGUGUUGGAGGGUAUUCACCCUAACCACCCUCUCACAUUCAAUUGCGUCACUAUCAAGAAAAGAUGUAAUAUUUGUGAUAUGGAUGAGUAUGACUAUGGUGGGUUGGAAUGUGCAUCGUGUUACUAUCUCGUGUGCUUUACUUGUGCUAGGAGAGAGUUAGUUAAGAAACAUGAAAUUUGCAUUUGAUGUGUAAUUGGAGAGUAUCUACAUUAUCUCCUUGU
Messenger RNA from Salvia miltiorrhiza (redroot sage), 2246 nucleotides. RefSeq lists its product as uncharacterized. The coding region runs from base 253 to 2211 and encodes 652 amino acids. The transcript is spliced from 2 exons. NCBI's taxonomy places the organism in Eukaryota, Viridiplantae, Streptophyta, Magnoliopsida, Lamiales, Lamiaceae. The record is from RefSeq and is a predicted model, not a curated record.